AUGGCGACCUCAAACAAUCCGCGAAAAUUCAGCGAGAAGAUCGCCCUGCACAACCAGAAGCAGGCAGAGGAGACCGCGGCGUUUGAAGAAGUCAUGAAAGACCUGAGCAUUACUCGGGCGGCACGGCUGCAGUUGCAGAAGACCCAGUAUUUGCAACUAGGCCAGAAUCGUGGUCAGUGCUAUGGAGGUUCACUGCCCAAUGUCAAUCAGAUUGGAAAUAGCAACAUUGACCUGCCUUUUCAGACUACAGUUUUGGAUACCAGUCGAACGACUCGGCACCAUGGCUUGGUGGACCGUGUUUAUCGUGACCGGAACAGAAUCACAUCUCCACAUCGCAGGCCUCUGUCUGUGGACAAACAUGGCCGUCAGAUUGACAGCUGCCCUUAUGGCUCAGUGUAUCUGUCACCUCCCCCUGACACCAGCUGGAGGAGGACAAAUUCUGACUCAGCCUUACAUCAGAGUGCCAUGAAGCCUGCUCCGCAAGAUACUUUUGUUGGAGGAUCACAGGAGGUACAGCCAAAACGAGUGUUACUGCUCACACCUCCAGAUACUGAAGAGCCUGAAACAGAAAUGGAAAAAGACGAUCAGAAAACAUCGUUGCAUCCCAAAUCUCAUGAGGUUCCAGGGAUUAACAUAUUCCCAUCCCCUGAUCAAGAAGUGAACACCUCUUUGAUGCCAGCCACACACAACACAGGCGGCUCCCUGCCGGACCUCACCAACAUCCAGUUCCCUCCUCCUCUGCCAACUCCAUUAGACCCGGACGACCCUGUAUCCUUCCCCACACCAAGCACUUCCAGCAGCACGGGCAACCUCACUACCAACCUCACCCACCUGGGCAUCAGCGCUGCCAGCCACGUACCCCCCUCACCCCCUGCGCUGAGCGGCCAAACCCAGCCUGCUCCUGCCCUCACACUCAACAUAGAUGUCCAGCAACAGCAGCAGCAGCAAUGUCCACAGCAGCUCUCCCCCACUCUCUCUCCUACCCUCUCACCUCAGAUGCCCAUUUCUCAGCCCAUUGCAAUGGACACCAUGUCUCUGGAGCAGCAACUGUCGCAGUACUCACUCCUCAGUCUGCUGAGCGACCUGCAAAAGCAGCAGCAGACCCUGCCCCAGAAUAUCCGCCUCAUCCAGCUUCCCCCACUUACUGUCAACUCUGCCUCCAGCACAUCACAGACCUCCCUCGCCACCCAGUCGCCGACGGCCACCAGCGCACCGGUCAGCUCGCAGUAUCGCAAUCAGACUGGGUCUCCAGCCAACCAGUCUCCAACCUCUCCAGUCUCCAACCAAGGCUUCUCGCCUGGAGGCUCGCCUCAACACAUUCCGGUGGUGGGCAGCAUUUUUGGAGAUUCGUUCUAUGAACACCAACUGGCAUCCAGACAGACCAAUGCUCUGUCCCAUCAGCUUGAGCAAUUCAACAUGAACAUGAUCGAGAACCCGAGCAGUUCUAACAGCCUUUACAGUCAGUGCUCCACACUCAACUACACACAGGCAGCAAUGAUGGGUCUAACUGGGAGCCACGGCAACUUGCAGGACACACAGCAACUAGGCUACAGUAACCAUGGCAACAUUCCCAACAUUAUUCUCACAGUGACCGGGGAGUCCCCACCUAGCCUGUCCAAGGAGCUGACCAGCUCACUGGCCGGCGUGGGUGACGUCAGCUUUGAUGCAGACUCUCAGUUUCCACUGGAUGAGCUGAAGAUUGACCCUCUGACCCUGGACGGACUGCACAUGCUCAACGACCCGGACAUUGUUCUCGCUGACCCAGCUACCGAGGACACGUUCCGCAUGGACCGACUGUGAAGCGAGCGGUGGCUGGAACUCAAAAGAAGCUCUCUGAAGAGGAAGAGGCUGGAGACUACUUAUUGUGCAGCUGCAUGGCCACCCAGUUUAUCAUCCAGUCCAUGGCCCUCCCUUCCUCCCCCACAUGGCAUCUACAAUAGCAUGCUGCCAAAGCCGUCUGGGGAAGGGAGGUGCUCGAGCACAGAGGUGGAAGUGGCGUUACUACAUCCACACUGGCUAGCGUUUGCAAGGCGGCUAGUUUUAAACAAGUGUGCGCUAUGCCCCUCUUUAGGCCUACAUGUUGAGUUGCUUUGUUUUAUGUUCUUUGGGUUUUUUGAGUUGUUUGUUCAUGUUUGUUUUGUUUUUGUUGAUGUCUCUGAGUCUGAGGUGAUAUUUGUCUUUCUCAUGUCAUUGUGUGUAUUUGUUCUGUUUUCUAUAAAAAGCAAGUGUCAAGGUGCACGUGUGUGUGUGUGUGUGUGUGUGUGUGUGUGUGUGUGCGCGCACACACGUGUAUGUGUAUGACUGUGUUGAACUUUGUUCAACCUAAAUAUUGAACCUCCUGACUAUGAUGGCUUUUCCCCCCAAGACACAGCUUUAUUUUUACAUACAAUUUGGUUUCUUUAGUACUUUGUGUCUGUUUGCUUAUUUAUUUAUGUAUUUUUUUGUUUUUCAUUUAUUUGGCAUGCUACAUGAAUUGCCAAAUCUUUUGUCACUUGUUUUUAAUGUUUAUGUUGCAUGUGUUUUUGAAGUCAUUUGUUUGAUUCUGUGUGUGUUUGCGUGGGUGUUUUAUAGGUUUAUGUGAAAUUAUCUAUAUAUUUAAACAUUUUUAUUAUUUAUUGAACCUUUUUAUUUAAUACUAAGGAGUACUACUCCCCCCCAAUACUACUUUUUAUGGAUUUGAGAAAGCAUCGCUUGCUACUGUAUGUACUUUAUUAUUGCAAAAGGUCUAAUGAAAAAACUAGCAUCCGCUACAAACCCUUUUUUGUUUUUAACUCCAAACACUCUGAUGGUGAGGAUCUAUGUGCUGGCGUUGUUGUUUUUACGUUGCCAGCAGACUCACUGAUUUAAUUGUGUGAAAAUGGCAGCCUUGCCUCUAUUUUUGGUAUUGAUAUUGUAAAGUGUCUUUAGAAGCUAAAAACCUGUAUGUUUUUCCUUGUUGAGUAAGUUGCUUGUUCAGUUGCAAAUUGAAAAUGUUAGUGCUGUCGUUGACUUCUGAUUUGCAUUAAAAGGUUGUCAUCGUGCAGGGCCAAAACCGUUAAAGGGAAGCCUCAGAAAGCUACUGAACUCAUCACUGUGAGCUGACCUGAUUUUGCCUUAUGAACAAAAAAAAGCUGUUUUUAAGCUGUCGGUGUGACGAGUUUUCUAAUCGUCCUGUUAAUGUUUAUUCUCGUAUCUGAAAAGACUUCUGAUCAUGCACAAUCAGUGGCAGUAUUGUGUUUUUAUAAAUGCAGUUUUUCAAUUAAGUACUGUAUGGCAUGUAGGUUUAAGUGUUCCCGCUUAAAUGGAGGUUCUGUUGUGAAGCCAGAUGUCCGUCCGUCUGAGCUGCUAAAGUGAAAGUAAGGGGAGGGUACUGCUCCUUAUUCUCAGUGCUGUUUACCAGAAUGUCGUUUUUCGUCUUUAUUCAUGUAUAUUUGUUUCUGUCUUGUCUGUCAUUCAUGUGAUGUCUCAUUUGUCUUUUUCCAUUUGAAAAGUUUAAGGAAUCACAUCUUUGUAGUUAUGUACACUAUGAAAUUACAGAAAAAAAUACUGUUAUUCACUGUUUUAUGCCACUUGAAAUGGAUGGCCUAAUUCAGAUUAACCGUUAUAAUCCUGCUUUAUGCACCCGGGGAAAAUUAAAGCACUUGGUCACUGCACAAAAAAAACAUUUGGUACCAAAUUCCUAUAGUGGCAAAUGAUCAGCAUGAUGCCAUCUAUUAUUUGUGAACAAUCAUUUUGUUAUUGUUUUAGGUUUUUAUUUGAUAUAUAUAUACUUUUUUUUUAAGUAUAUUGUUAUAACAGUUUUAACCGACUUCAGCCAAGAGUCUUGACCUUGGUAUAUAGAGUGCAGUCUGAAUGUAACUGGACAGUGAUGCAGUUUCAGUUUUGGCUUUGCAGUUUUGCACAUUUGAUAUGAAAUGAAACAAGCUGACAGCUUUAUGAAUAUCAGUCCUAUGCACUUUUUAUGCAUAUUUCACCUCACAUAAUUCUUACAUUGUCAUGUUUACUACUUAGUUCCUUUUUGCAUUGUCUUGUCUUUAAUUGAAAUGCAUGCUCAAUCAUGGGUAUUUGAUUUGGCCUAUUAAGAGCAUUCCACCCCUUUUGCCCCUGAAACGCUCCAUAGCUCCUCUGUAUUCUUUAAAAAUCUUUCUUGUAUACAUAUUGGCUGAUACUGGCAGAAAAUGUUUGAUCACAUGUUAAAGGGGGAAAAAAAGAAUGAAUCCAAGAAACAAUGUAUCUCCAUUUUUUUCCCAGAUUUUUUUUUUCUGUUUAAUUUGAACACUUUUGUGCUGUUUUUGCUGUUGUCCUUUACAUUGUGCUAAAAUGUCCGGAAGAAUGGAUCAAUAGAAAUGCUUCAUAUUUACUUGGAACAAAAGCUUUUUACAUUAACUUGCAUUAAAAGCCUUGUCCUGUAAAGUUAUUAUUUUGGAGAUAUAUUGUUUUUUGUAGAGCAAGGAUAUGAUCAUAUGUUAAGCACGUUGGUUGUAGUAUCUAUUAACAAACCUAAGAUCUUGGUCUCUUAUUCUGUCUCUUAUUCUGAUUUCUCAGCUUCAUGAUGGCCUACUUUACUGCCAUUGCCAAUGCCCACUCCAGACCUUUUGCCAGCUCUUUUCUGCUAGGAUGGAACUCCCAUUUUGCAGUAUAUUCUCAGGCAUUGUUUCAUUUCAGAUCCAGUGUGCAAAGAGUACAGAGCCAGAACAGAAAACUGUCACCAUCCAUUUAUUUACAGACAGCGCUGUAUUUGGUCUUGGAUGAGAAGCCAGAUCAGUUGGACCUUUGUAAGGGAUAUGACUUUAAAAAAAAUUAUGAAAUGUGAAAUGUACAGAUUCCUAUGCAAACCAGAGAAAAUUUAUCAGUCUACAAAUCGAAAUAUAUCUUGUUGAAUUGAGUGAAAUGGUUUAUAUGGUGUAGCUGUAAAGCUUUUAAAAUAGCAAUGCACAGAUAAUAUAGAUGAUUUAUUAGGCGUUUGAAACAGAUCAGACAAAAAAACAGCAGUACUAACAUUGAGCAGCAGUUUACAGCAUGCAGUGUUACAGAAAAGGCCACUUUAAAACAGCAUACACUGCUAAAGGGUUGGACUUUUUAUUCAUUUAUUUUUUUAGCCCUUAGACAGUGCCGUUCAUAUUUACUUUCUUUAAACAGUGUUUUGUUUUUCUUUUGACAUUUAUUUCGGAACUGUUUUUCCUCUCGAACACUUGUAUGGUAAAUACUGUACAUAGAGCUUAUCACUAGACUAUGAUGACUGCAUGUCAAAAACAAGAAAAGGAUCUUCAGUAAGAGGCCUUCCUUAGCUUGGCUGAUUUCAUUAUAAAAUGUGCUGCACAUGAUACACUAUGGACUCUUAGCGAGAUGCAAUGCAUGCGUUGAUCAAAAAAAAAAAGUGGUUUCAUUUGACUGAACGUCACUCAUAUUCGCGUAUAUUUUGGUAGAUCACCUCUGGAAAUACAGUGUAUGGGCCUCCAUAUGAGAUGUUGUGCGUCACACCAAAUUACCUUUUGCUUGACCAAAGCAGUUUUGUUUGUUGUUUACUUUUUCCAUAUUGUAACUGCUAGUUUCCUCUGAAAGUUUUUAUUUAUUUAUUUUUAUUAGUUUUUUUAUAUAGUUACUAUGUUUUUGCCUGUUUGCAUUCUUUUCUUUGGCAUGGUUGUUGAUCAUCAUGAUUGUAGCAAGCUGGACCUUUAGUUUGUUUGUUUGUUUUCGGUUGAAAUACUUGUCAGCACUGUUGCUUAGCUUAGCUCUUGCAUCUCAACAUAACAAACCCUCACAAUCACUGAUAUAUAUCACAGCUCAAGUCACUGAUAUAUAUGGCAGCUUUUGUGCUACUGUGUGCGUGCGUGUGUGUAUGCGUGUGCGUCUCUCUCUUUUUGUAUCUCUUCUCAGUGUGUUGCUUCGCACUUUAACAGUGGCGUUAUGGCAUUAAAUUUGGACUGUUUUACCCUCUGAGAACACUGACUGUUUAGCUCUGUAGAUUUUAAUCAUGCUUCUUUUUUUUUUCUUCCUUUUUCUUUCCUUACAGAUGGCUAGUCCCUGUAAUCAAAGCUAUUUUUCCUUAAUGUGAACAUUUUCUGGGUGAAUUCUCCACUGUAUUGCACUGAUAACGUUGAGGGAUAACACUUUUGGGAGCAAAUAUGUAACUUCUUAAUGCAAACUUUGAAAAAAAAAAAAAAAAAAACAAGGGCUCGGUCUUUGUGCUCUAAGUGUAAAAAUUGGGAGAUGCAGCCAGAAUGUAUGUUUUAUUUCUGUCCUUAGAUCUACAGUAGUUUUCAUCAUGCAUGAUAAUAGCAGUUUUGGGCUUUUUAUUGAAUCUUUUCAGAUCUCAACAGCAGUUUUUGUUAUUUUGGACGUAUUUAUUUGUGAAUGCAGAGCCCCUUUAAAGGAGCCUCCUUCAAACUCCCCUAUAAGCCUUAAGAGGACUGCUGGGCAGUUGCUAUGGUUCUCAUAUAUAUCCACCAGUUUUCCACCAUUAUAAUAAACUAAUGAGGAAGUGGUUCUCUUAUACCAGAAAUAUUUGUUGAUAAAUCUUUAGAGUAAUAGAGUGUGGGCUAUAUGAAAUAGAUAUAGUAUAUAUGAUCGGCCAAACAUAAGUGCCAUCUGCAUUGAUUUACUCUCUAAACAUCCGUUUUAUUUAGUCAAAAUAAGUGUUUGAGCAGGUGUGUGAAAAAAAAAAGAUUGUGAAAGUAAAAAAAACUGCUCACGAGAACAUUAAAAAAGCUUCAAAAUCUGCAGUCACUCAGAUCAGAAACAAUGCUGUUUAUAUGCAUUUUAAAUACAUGUACUGAGAUGAAAAAUCCAUCGUUAGGCUGGAGCUUUUUUCCAGCUGUGUACGGCAGAACAUUUUCAACAGUGUUUGGGAAAAGUUACAUUAUUCACAGAUGUAGAACUCUCAUAUAACUGUAUAGAUUUUUCUGGUGUGGUCCAUAUUUUGACUCAUGUUUGUGGAAAUUGGUUGUAGAAGGCCACUUUCUCUCUGUACAUAGUCUCAGUGAUCGUUUCAUGGAUGUUUUCCAUUCUCAAAGUAUGCUAAAUAUGGAUGUGCAUGAUGUCUCAGCUACAUAUAUCAGAUCGUUCUUAUUACAUCAUUUAUAUUUUGUAAUCUGUAUUUCUGUACGUGUUUUUAAAAUAUAUACAUUUAAACUGC
This is a messenger RNA of Pygocentrus nattereri (red-bellied piranha), 7114 nucleotides long. RefSeq names its product CREB regulated transcription coactivator 1b (gene crtc1b). Lineage: Eukaryota; Metazoa; Chordata; Actinopteri; Characiformes; Serrasalmidae. Bases 1 to 1800 code for a protein of 599 amino acids. The transcript is spliced from 12 exons. The record is from RefSeq and is a predicted model, not a curated record. Gene Ontology annotation, biological process: positive regulation of transcription by RNA polymerase II; protein homotetramerization. Gene Ontology annotation, molecular function: cAMP response element binding protein binding. Gene Ontology annotation, cellular component: cytoplasm; nucleus.